GCUAGAGUUUGAUUUAUAGCAAGGAAUUUGUUCAUUGGGGUUUUUGUUCAUCGGCUCACCCUUAGGCAUUUGACCAACACUGAAGACACAAUAUGAUCCUCAUUUUGGAUGAAAAACAACAAUUUAUUUUUCACUUGUCUCUUGGCCUGUUGAGUUUGCUGCAGUUUACAGAAUGUGAAAAAAUUAGGCUGGUCGGACCUUCGCGUUGCUCUGGCAGAGUGGAGGUCUUCUACCAAGACAGUUGGGGAACUGUCUGUGAUGAUGAGUGGAGCAUGGCCAAUGCUGAGGUGGUGUGUCGAGAGCUAAACUGUGGGACAGCUAUGGAGGCCAAAAACGAUGCUUUCUUUGGACGUGGAAAGGAUGAGAUCUGGUUGGAUGAUGUACAGUGUGUUGGGAAUGAGUCUUCCAUCCUUCAGUGUCAGCACAAACCAUUUGGGAAAAAUAACUGUGGCCACAGUGAAGAUGCAGGAGUGGUCUGUUCAGGACAUGUGCGGCUUGUCAAUGGAACUCGUUGCAAUGGCAGAGUAGAAAUUUACCACGAAGCUCAGUGGAAACGAGUUUGCAGUGAUUUGGGCAAACAAGCAGCUCAUGUUGUGUGCCAAGAAGCUGGUUGUGGCGAUCCACCCACUCAGACUGAGACAUUGUAUUUUGGAGAUGCACGUGCCCUGCCUGCAAUCAAAACCAUCUGCUCUGGAAAUGAGACCUCUGUCUCACAGUGCUCACUUCUAAAAGUCAAUGAAAGUUGUGAUGAUGCUACUGUUGUCUGUGGAAACAGUCAACCCAUUCGGCUGGUGAAUGGGACUAAUCGCUGCUCUGGUAGAGUGGAAAUCUACUAUAGUUCACAAUGGGGAACAGUCUGUGAUGAUAGAUGGGGAAUGCAAGAAGCAACUGUCGCAUGUCGAGAGAUGAACUGUGGGAAUGCUCUCUCAGUCAAAUAUAAGACUUACUUUGGGAGAGGUCAAGAUCAGAUUUGGCUGGAUAAGAUGGAGUGCACUGGUCAUGAGAUGUUUCUUGCUGACUGCCCUCACAAAGGUUUUGGAGUAUAUGACUGUAACCACAGUGAAUAUGCUGGUCUCGUGUGCUCAGAGACAGUCAGAUUGAUCAAUGGAACUGACAGCUGUUCUGGCAGAGUGGAGGUUUUCCAUGAUGGCCGAUGGGGGAAACUUUGUAGUAAUAACUGGGGCCUUAAAGAAGCUGCAGUCCUAUGUAAGGAGCUCAACUGUGGAGAUCCAAAAAAUUCCAAGGACAUCUUUUACUUUGGUGACAGCUCACUGCAAGGGUUCACAAGUAGAUGCUCUGAUAAUGUGAACUCUAUCAGCCAGUGUCAACUGCAAGAACACAGAGGGUCAUGUGAAGGUGUUUCUCUUGUAUGUUCAGGUAAUGCGAGAUUAACCGGUGGAUCCACUCAUUGUGAUGGAAGAGUAGAGUAUUUCAAUAAAGGCCAGUGGGGGACUGUGUGUGCUGAAUCCUGGGACAUGAAUGAUGCAACAGUGGUGUGCAGACAGUUGGACUGUGGGAAGCCUCAUAAGCUUAUUCAGCUUGGUCCUGGUACAGGAAACAUCUGGACUGAUCAAAUUAAUUGCAAUGGAGAAGAGUCUACAUUGACUCAGUGUCCAAUAGAACCAUCUCAUUGCAACAACACUGUAGUGGCUGGUGUUUUCUGCACAGAAAGCUUGGCGGUCCGCUUGGUUAACAGUAAUGAUGAGUGCUCUGGAAGAGUGGAGGUUCGUCAUGAUGACCAGUGGCACACAGUGUGUGACACGGACUGGACUCUAAGUAAAGCUGGAGUGGUGUGUGAGUCGCUGCAGUGUGGACGUGCCGUGAAAGCUCAUGGUGGUGCUGUUUUUGGCCGUGGCAGUGGGUCAGUGGUGGAGGCUAGCAAUUCAUGUUUCGGCAAUGUGACAUCUCUUCAGCAAUGCUCAGUCGAAGGUUUUACAAGAGCAACCUGCGGGCAUGAAUAUGAUGCUGGUGUUCUCUGUGCAGGUAAACCACCAAUAAGGCUUGUGAACGGCAUUGACCGAUGCUCUGGCCGAGUGGAGAUUCUGCAUGACGGCUGGUGGGGAACAGUGUGUGAUGAUGACUGGGACUUCAGAGAGGCUGAGGUGGUGUGCAGAGCCAUGGACUGUGGAACACCUCAGAGAGCAAAAUCUAAUGCCUUCUUUGGUGAAGGCCAAGGAGUGGUCUGGUAUUCUUCUGUCAACUGUUUGGGUAAUGAGACGUCCCUUGGGCACUGCAGGUAUCGCCCCUCUGGAAGAUUUUCGUGCAGACACAGGGAAGAUGCAGGAGUGAUUUGUUCAGCUACCAUUCGACUCAUCAAUGGGACUGACAUGUGCUCAGGAAGGGUGGAGGUCCACUAUGGUGAACACUGGUCACCAGCAUUUAAUAUUAACUGGGGAAUGAAUGAAGCCACAGUGGUGUGCAGAGAGAUAAAUUGUGGAGAUCCUGUCAAGAUUUCAAGGCCAUUUGGUCAAGGUGAAGAUCUGAGAGGACAUGAGAUCCACUGUAAUGGUAGAGAGAGCUCUGUCACACAGUGCACAUUUAGGAACUAUACCAGAUCUAUCACCGAAGGUAUUGAAGAGGCCUCUGUGGUAUGCUCAGGUAAUGUGAGAUUAGCCGGUGGAUCCACUCGUUGUGAUGGAAGAGUAGAGUAUUUCAAUAAAGGCCAGUGGGGGACUGUGUGUGCUGAAUCCUGGGACAUCGAUGAUGCAACAGUGGUGUGCAGACAGUUGGACUGUGGGAGGCCCCAUAAGCUUCUUCAGCUUGGCCCUGGUACAGGACAGACCUGGACAGAUCAAAUUGAAUGCAAUGGAAAAGAGUCUACAUUGAAUCAGUGUCAACAAAGACCAUAUCCAUAUCCAGACAGGACUUGCAACAACACUGUAGUGGCUGGUGUUUUCUGCACAGAAAGCUUGGCGGUGCGCUUGGUUAACAGUAAUGAUGAGUGCUCUGGAAGAGUGGAGGUUCGUCAUGAUGACCAGUGGCACACAGUGUGUGACACGGACUGGACUCUAAGUAAAGCUGGAGUGGUGUGUGAGUCGCUGCAGUGUGGACGUGCCGUGAAAGCUCAUGGUGGUGCUGUUUUUGGCCGUGGCAGUGGGUCAGUGGUGGAGGCUAGCAAUUCAUGUUUCGGCAAUGUGACAUCUCUUCAGCAAUGCUCAGUCAAAGAUUUUACAAGAGCAACCUGCGGGCAUGAAUAUGAUGCUGGUGUUCUCUGUGCAGGUAAACCACCAAUAAGGCUUGUGAACGGCAUUGACCGAUGCUCUGGCCGAGUGGAGAUUCUGCAUGACGGCUGGUGGGGAACAGUGUGUGAUGAUGACUGGGACUUCAGAGAGGCUGAGGUGGUGUGCAGAGCCAUGGACUGUGGAACACCUCAGAGAGCAAAAUCUAAGGCCUUCUUUGGUGAAGGCCAAGGAGUGAUCUGGUAUUCUUCUGUCAACUGUUUGGGUAAUGAGACGUCCCUUGGGCACUGCAGGUACCGCCCCUCUGGAAGAUUUUCGUGCAGACACAGGGAAGAUGCAGGAGUGAUUUGUUCAGCUACCAUUCGACUCAUCAAUGGGACUGACAUGUGCUCAGGAAGGGUGGAGGUCCACUACGGUGAACACUGGUCACCAGCAUUUAAUAUUAACUGGGGAAUGAAUGAAGCCACAGUGGUGUGCAGAGAGAUAAAUUGUGGAGAUCCUGUCAAGAUUUCAAGGUCAUUUGGUCAAGGUGAAGAUCUGAGAGGACAUGAGAUCCACUGUAAUGGUAGAGAGAGCUCUGUCACACAGUGUACAUUUAGGAACUAUACCAGAUCUAUCACCGAUGGUAUUGAAGAGGCCUCUGUGGUAUGCUCAGGUAAUGUGAGAUUAGCCGGUGGAUCCACUCGUUGUGAUGGAAGAGUAGAGUAUUUCAAUAAAGGCCAGUGGGGGACUGUGUGUGCUGAAUCCUGGGACAUCGAUGAUGCAACAGUGGUGUGCAGACAGUUGGACUGUGGGAGGCCCCAUAAGCUUCUUCAGCUUGGCCCUGGUACAGGACAGACCUGGACAAAUCAAAUUGAAUGCAAUGGAAAAGAGUCUACAUUGAAUCAGUGUCAACAAAGACCAUAUCCAUAUCCAGACAGGACUUGCAACAACAUUGUAGUGGCUGGUGUUUUCUGCACAGAAAGCUUGGCGGUGCGCUUGGUUAACAGUAAUGAUGAGUGCUCUGGAAGAGUGGAGGUUCGUCAUGAUGACCAGUGGCACACAGUGUGUGACAUGGACUGGACUCUAAGUAAAGCUGGAGUAGUGUGUGAGUCGCUGCAGUGUGGACGUGCCGUGAAAGCUCAUGGUGGUGCUGUUUUUGGCCGUGGCAGUGGGUCAGUGGUGGAGGCUAGCAAUUCAUGUUUCGGCAAUGUGACAUCUCUUCAGCAAUGCUCAGUCAAAGAUUUUACAAGAGCAACCUGCGGGCAUGAAUAUGAUGCUGGUGUUCUCUGUGCAGGUAAACCACCAAUAAGGCUUGUGAACGGCAUUGACCGAUGCUCUGGCCGAGUGGAGAUUCUGCAUGAUGGCCGGUGGGGAACAGUGUGUGAUGAUGACUGGGACUUAAAAGAUGCUGCGGUGGUGUGCAGAGCCAUGGACUGUGGAACACCUCAGAGAGCAAAAUCUAAUGCCUUCUUUGGUGAAGGCCAAGGAGUGGUCUGGUAUUCUUCUGUCAACUGUUUGGGUAAUGAGACGUCCCUUGGGCACUGCAGGUAUCGCCCCUCUGAAAGCUUUUAUUGCAGCCACCGUGAAGAUGCAGGAGUGAUUUGUUCAGCUACCAUUCGACUCAUCAAUGGGACUGACAUGUGCUCAGGAAGGGUGGAGGUCCACUAUGGUGAACACUGGUCACCAGCAUUUAAUAUUAACUGGGGAAUGAAUGAAGCUACAGUGGUGUGCAGAGAGAUAAAUUGCGGAGAUCCUGUCAAGAUUUCAAGGUCAUUUGGUCAAAUUGAAGAUUUGAGAGGACAUGAGAUCCACUGUAAUGGUAGAGAGAGCUCUGUCACACAGUGUACAUUUAGGAACUAUACCAGAUCUAUCACCGAUGGUAUUGAAGAGGCCUCUGUGGUAUGCUCAGGUAAUGUGAGAUUAGCCGGUGGAUCCACUCGUUGUGAUGGAAGAGUAGAGUAUUUCAAUAAAGGCCAGUGGGGGACUGUGUGUGCUGAAUCCUGGGACAUGAAUGAUGCAGCAGUGGUGUGCAGACAGUUGGACUGUGGGAGGCCCCAUAAGCUUCUUCAGCUUGGCCCUGGUACAGGACAGACCUGGACAGAUCAAAUUGAAUGCAAUGGAAAAGAGUCUACAUUGAAUCAGUGUCAACAAAGACCAUAUCCAUAUCGAGACAGGACUUGCAACAACACUGUAGUGGCUGGUGUUUUCUGCACAGAAAGCUUGGCGGUGCGCUUGGUUAACAGUAAUGAUGAGUGCUCUGGAAGAGUGGAGGUUCGUCAUGAUGACCAGUGGCACACAGUGUGUGACACGGACUGGACUCUAAGUAAAGCUGGAGUGGUGUGUGAGUCGCUGCAGUGUGGACGUGCCGUGAAAGCUCAUGGUGGUGCUGUUUUUGGCCGUGGCAGUGGGUCAGUGGUGGAGGCUAGCAAUUCAUGUUUCGGCAAUGUGACAUCUCUUCAGCAAUGCUCAGUCGAAGGUUUUACAAGAGCAACCUGCGGGCAUGAAUAUGAUGCUGGUGUUCUCUGUGCAGGUAAACCACCAAUAAGGCUUGUGAACGGCAUUGACCGAUGCUCUGGCCGAGUGGAGAUUCUGCAUGACGGCCGGUGGGGAACAGUGUGUGAUGAUGGCUGGGACUUCAGAGAGGCUGAGGUGGUGUGCAGAGCCAUGGACUGUGGAACACCUCAGAGAGCAAAAUCUAAGGCCUUCUUUGGUGAAGGCCAAGGAGUGAUCUGGUAUUCUUCUGUCAACUGUUUGGGUAAUGAGACGUCCCUUGGGCACUGCAGGUAUCGCCCCUCUGAAAGAUUUUCGUGCAGCCACCGUGAAGAUGCAGGAGUGAUUUGUUCAGCUACCAUUCGACUCAUCAAUGGGACUGACAUGUGCUCAGGAAGGGUGGAGGUCCACUAUGGUGAACACUGGUCACCAGCAUUUAAUAUUAACUGGGGAAUGAAUGAAGCCACAGUGGUGUGCAGAGAGAUAAAUUGUGGAGAUCCUGUCAAGAUUUCAAGGCCAUUUGGUCAAGGUGAAGAUCUGAGAGGACAUGAGAUCCACUGUAAUGGUAGAGAGAGCUCUGUCACACAGUGCACAUUUAGGAACUAUACCAGAUCUAUCACCGAAGGUAUUGAAGAGGCCUCUGUGGUAUGCUCAGGUAAUGUGAGAUUAGCCGGUGGAUCCACUCGUUGUGAUGGAAGAGUAGAGUAUUUCAAUAAAGGCCAGUGGGGGACUGUGUGUGCUGAAUUCUGGGACAUCAAUGAUGCAGCAGUGGUGUGCAGACAGUUGGACUGUGGGAGGCCCCAUAAGCUUCUUCAGCUUGGCCCUGGUACAGGACAGACCUGGACAAAUCAAAUUGAAUGCAAUGGAAAAGAGUCUACAUUGAAUCAGUGUCAACAAAGACCAUAUCCAUAUCGAGACAGGACUUGCAACAACACUGUAGUGGCUGGUGUUUUCUGCACAGGAAGCUUGACUGUCCGGUUGGUUAACGGUACUCAUAAGUGCUCUGGAAGAGUGGAAGUUCGUCAUGAUUCCCAGUGGCACACAGUGUGUGACACGGACUGGACUCUAAGUAAAGCUGGAGUGGUGUGCGAGACUCUGGAGUGUGGACGUUCCAUGAAUGCUCCUGGUGCUGCUUUUUACGGCCCAGGCAGUGGACCAGUGGUGGAGGCUAGCUCUUCAUGCUUUGAGACUGUGACUUCUAUUCAGCAAUGCUCGGGCAAAGGUUUUACAAGAGCAACCUGCGGGCAUGAACAUGAUGCUGGUGUUUUCUGUGCAGAACAAGUCCGGUUGGUGGGUGGCUCAGGUGAAUGCUCCGGCAGAGUGGAGGUCUUCUAUAAAGGACAGUGGGGAACUGUGUGUGAUGACUUUUGGGAAAUGAGAGAUGCUGAUGUGGUAUGCAGACAGCUUGGAUGCGGUCAUGCCAUUUCAGCACCUGAAAGUGCUCAUUUUGGUAGAGGCACUGGCCCUAUAUGGCUGGAUAACGUAGCAUGCUCAGGCCAAGAGUCUGCACUUUCACACUGUUCACAUCCUGGUUUUGGACAAAAUAACUGUGAGCAUAAUGAAGAUGCCAGUGUUAUCUGCUUAGAAGCCUGAAAUCACAAUGAACCCUGCUCCAGAGGUAAACUGGAGUGACGGAAAUGAAAUUAUCUACAUUAUAAUAAGAGAACACAUGUGUUUGAUAUUUCUCCCAUAAAUUCUCAGAUCACAAAUCUUCAUCUUCCCUAAAGUAGAUAUUAGGUCAUACUGCUGUGAAUAUCAAAAGAAAAUGGAAAUGGAAAUCCUCAUGGAAAUGCUUCUGACUUAUAUUGACUAUAAGUCGAUAUAAGUACUAUAAGUACUAUAUACUAUAUUGACUAUAGAUCAGUAACUUUGUGCUUUGUUUGCUCAGUUUUGUAUAAUUGUUGAUAAAUUUAACUAUUUCUGAUAUACAUACCAUGAUAAACAACUUUUUUGCCUUACUGGAAAGGCCCAGCAUCUCCCUGGUGUCACCUAGUACAAUGGUGAUCUAAAGUUGACACAAUAUCAGUCACUUGAGGCAGCACCUUCACUUGCCUCUGUUCAUUUCAUACCUGUGAGUUCUGUACAAUAGAAUAUGACACCAAGGAGAGCAGAUCUCUCUCUACAGUGUUAGCAUCUCCAAAAAGUCCUUCUGUUCUUUUUCAGUUAGGACCCUCUAUAUCGCUGCAAUAUAAGCCAUUUAUUAUAGACCUUAGGGUGACUUUUGUGAUCUGGCAUUAUAAAAAUAAAAUGUAAUUGAAUUACA
Molecule: messenger RNA, 7914 nt
Organism: Maylandia zebra (zebra mbuna)
Lineage: Eukaryota; Metazoa; Chordata; Actinopteri; Cichliformes; Cichlidae
Product: scavenger receptor cysteine-rich type 1 protein M160-like
Cellular component (GO): membrane
Source: RefSeq, a predicted model, not a curated record